This is a messenger RNA of Urocitellus parryii (Arctic ground squirrel), 1863 nucleotides long. RefSeq names its product protein regulator of cytokinesis 1 (gene Prc1). Gene Ontology annotation, biological process: microtubule cytoskeleton organization; mitotic spindle midzone assembly. Gene Ontology annotation, cellular component: mitotic spindle midzone; cytoplasm; spindle. Gene Ontology annotation, molecular function: microtubule binding. The record is from RefSeq and is a predicted model, not a curated record. NCBI's taxonomy places the organism in Eukaryota, Metazoa, Chordata, Mammalia, Rodentia, Sciuridae.
AUGAGAAGAAGUGAGGUACUUGCAGAGGAGUCCAUUGUAUGUCUCCAGAAAGCCCUAAAUCACCUUCGAGAAAUAUGGGAAUUGAUUGGGAUUCCAGAGGACCAAAGGUUACAAAGAACUGAGGUUGUAAAGAAGCAUAUCAAGGAUCUUCUGGAUAUGAUGAUUGCUGAAGAAGAGAGCCUGAAGGAAAGGCUUAUCAAAAGCAUAUCCAUCUGCCAAAAAGAGUUGAACACCCUGUGCAGUGAGUUACAUGUUGAGCCAUUUCAGGAAGAAGGAGAAACAACUAUCUUGCAACUAGAAAAAGAUUUGCGCACUCAGGUAGAAUUGAUGCGAAAACAGAAAAAGGAGAGAAAACAGGAACUGAAGCUACUUCAGGAACAAGAUCAAGAAUUGUGUGAAAUUCUUUGCAUGCCCCACUAUGACAUUGACAAUACUUCUGUUCCCACUUUAGAAGAACUGAACCAGUUCAGACAACAUGUGGCAACACUGAGGGAAACAAAGGCAUCUAGGCGUGAAGAGUUUGUCAACAUAAAGAGACAGAUCAUACUGUGUAUGGAAGAAUUAGAUCACACACCGGACACAAGCUUUGAAAGAGAUGUGGUGUGUGAAGAUGAAGAUGCCUUUUGUUUGUCUUUGGAGAAUAUUGCAACACUACAAAAGUUGCUGCGGCAGCUGGAAAUGCAAAAAUCACAAAAUGAAGCAGUGUGUGAGGGACUUCGUGCUCAAAUCCGGGAACUCUGGGACAGAUUGCAGAUACCUGAAGAAGAGAGAGAAGCUGUGGCAAUGGUUAUGACUGGGUCAAAAGCCAARGUCAGGAAAGCGCUGCAAUUAGAAGUGGAUCGGCUCGAAGAACUGAAAAUGCAAAACAUGAAGAAAGUGAUUGAGGCAAUUCGAAUAGAGCUGGCUCAGUAUUGGGACCAGUGUUUUUAUAGCCAGGAGCAGAGACGAGCUUUUGCCCCUUACUAUGCUGAGGACUACACAGAAAAUCUGCUCCAACUACAUGAUGCUGAGAUUGUGCGGUUAAGAAACUAUUAUGAAGUUCAUAAAGAACUCUUUGAAGGUGUCCAGAAAUGGGAAGAGAGCUGGAAGCUUUUCUUAGAGUUUGAGAGAAAAGCUUCAGAUCCAAGUCGAUUUGUAAACCGAGGAGGAAACCUUCUAAAAGAAGAAAAGCAGCGAGCCAAGCUCCAGAAAACACUCCCUAAGCUGGAAGAAGAGUUGAAGGCACGGAUUGAAAUGUGGGAACAGGAGCAGUCAAAAACAUUUGAGGUGAAUGGGCAGAAAUUCAUGGAGUAUGUGGCAGAACAAUGGGAGAUGCAUCGAUUGGAGAAAGAGAGAGCCAAGCAGGAAAGACAACUAAAGAACAAGAAGCAAACAGAGGCAGAGAUGCUCUAUGGCAGUGCUCCCCGGACACCUAGCAAGCGGCGAGUACUGGCUCCCAACACACCAGGCAAAGUGCGGAAGCUGAACACUACUACCAUGUCCAAUGCUACAGCCAAUAGUAGCAUUAGGCCCGUCUUUGGGGGGACAGUCUACCGCUCCCCUGUGUCUCGACUUCCUCCUUCUGGCAGCAAGCCAGUGGUCAGUUCCACUUGUUCUGGAAAGAAAACACCCCGUGCCGGUAGGCAUGGAGCCAACAAAGAGAAUUUGGAGUUGAAUGGCAGCAUCCUGAGUGGUGGGUACCCUGACUCGACCCCUCUCCAGCACAACUUCAGCAUUAAUUUUGUUGCCAGCACCUAUUCUGAGUUUGCGAAGGAUCCGUCCCACUCUGACAGCUCCACUUUUGGGCUUCAGCGAGAACUUUCAAAGGCUUCCAAAUCUGAAGCUACUUCUCGAAUCCUCAAUUCAACCAAUAUCCACGCCUGA